AUGCCAUCUAACGAUAGUGUCACGAGCCGCUCCGCGUCCACAGGCGCACCGUCGAAACCAACGGGAGCAAAACUCGCGAGAAAACGACCGCCAUGGGCACUGCACUGGAGAAGCUCGAUGUGGUUCAUCACUUUGGCUGUGGGAAUAGGAGUAACGACUGAUAUCUUGGUAUAUUCAAUGAUUGUGCCAGUACUCCCUUUUCGUCUCCAAGAUCUCGGAUAUGCGGACGUAUCCGGUCUCGUUGGCUGGCUGUUGUUUGCCUAUUCCGCAGCUAUAGUCAUUUCAACCCCUUUCAUUGCUUACCUCUCAGAACGGUUCAAGAACAGGAGGGUACCUCUGCUGUGCGGUCUCGUCGCCCUCAUCGGGUCGCAAAUCAUGCUCAUGGAAGCGCCGACGUACUGGGUCAUGGCUCUCGCACGAGUCUUGCAAGGAAUCAGUGGGUCCGUGAUCUGGGUAGUCGGUCUGGCCCUUGUCUGCGACACGGUCCCAGAAGCUGUCGUUGGUAAGCAACUGGGAUUCGUCAUGAUAGGAAUGUCCCUUGGCUUCCUGGUCGGUCCACCAGUCGCGGGUGCCCUAGACAACCGCUUUGGCUUCCGUGGGCCGUUCAUAUUCGGAGUCAUCGUCACGAGCAUCGAGUUCAUAUGGCGGCUGCUCAUCAUCGAGCGUAAGGAUGCAGUUCAAUGGGACGCCUCGCUCGGCUCUUUGGUCGAGAGUAGUAACGCCGCACGGGAGCGCGUAGUCGCAUACGGAGCGACGACCGAGGCGCGCAAAAGCGAAGAGCGCACAUCUGAGGUCCCAACCCAAACAGUCAGCGAGAAUGGCGCUGUCGUCGCUGAAGCUGCCAGCCGCGUAUGCGCAGCCCUUCCGGCUGCAACCGAUGUCGAAUUUCAAGCGCAACUGUCUAUCCUGGGCUUACUUCUCACAUUAAUCAAGUCGUCGAGAGCAAUGGCUCCAGUGUUGCUGACUUUGGCAUAUGGAGUUGUUAUGACAAGUCAGGAGCCUGCACUCCCCUUAUAUCUGCAUUCCGCAUACAGUUUUGGCGUAUCAAAGGUCGGUCUUAUAUACAUCGCAGCCGUAGUUCCGUCGUUUAUAUCAUCGCCCUUGGCUGGUUGGUACGCCGAUCACAGUGGGACGGUCACGAGCACUCUCAUUUGCCUCCUCUGCUCCCUCCCUUUCUGGAUCCUGAUCGCCUUCAAGGGCAACGUCGCGUACUUUAUCGCGAUGUUCGCCUUCCUCAACUUCUUCGUAGCCGCUCUAGUAUCCCCAAUCACGGCGGAGCUGGCCGCUGUCACUCGAAGUCUCGAAGGCGUUGGAUAUGGCCACGUCUAUGGUGCCUUCAAUAUGGCGUACGGGGUAGGCUCCGCAGUGGGGCCCGUCAUCGGUGGUCAAUUGUAUGAUCACGUUCCAAGGGGAUGGAUGGCGAUCUGCCUUUUUGACGCGGGAUUGGUCGUCAUCUGCACGUUCAUUACAGUAUGCUUCUUCGGCGACCCUACAGCACUGAGAAGCAUUUCGACCUAUCUUCGCACUCGCCGGAGAUGGAGCGAACAACGCAAUGGAAUGACAGCGGCAUGAGGAGAUAUAGAUAGUUUGGACAACACCUUAAAGAGAACCUCCGCUUUAACAGUGGAUCAAGACACAAUUAUGUCAUAAUGUAGAGCGAGUGAGACGUGCGGCGCAGAAUGUGGGAAUUGAUAGAAUCAACUGGAUGGCGUGCGCCUGAUUGACGUGUAUGCGUGAGAGCAGAGCAGUCGGGGAUAUAUGGCUACAUAGCUGUCUUGUUGGUAUGCGAGUAAUAUAAC
Molecule: messenger RNA, 1799 nt
Organism: Dichomitus squalens LYAD-421 SS1
Lineage: Eukaryota; Fungi; Basidiomycota; Agaricomycetes; Polyporales; Polyporaceae
Product: MFS general substrate transporter
Exons: 14
Coding region: 1-1572 (523 amino acids)
Biological process (GO): transmembrane transport
Molecular function (GO): transmembrane transporter activity
Source: RefSeq, a predicted model, not a curated record